AUGGGUCGACGUGUUAGUGAUGAAAAAGAUGACAAAACAUCUGAAAAACAAGCCACGAAUGAAUCUGAUUCAAAUUCUGAUUCAAAUCUUGAUGAAGAAGAAUUUGUUGUUGAAAAAAUUCUUAAAAUGCGUACAACAAAAAAAGGAAAAGUUCAAUAUUUACUUAAAUGGAAAGGUUUUCCUGAUAGUGAAAAUACAUGGGAACCUGCUGAAAAUCUUGAAUGUCCAGAUUUAAUUGCUGCUUUUAUGGCUGAACAAAAAGAAAAACAACAAACAUCAACAUCAAAUGGUAAACGAGCUCAUUCAAGUACUAGUAAUACUAAUGAAGUUAAUAAUAAUACUUCACCAACAAAACGGCCACGUAUUGAAUUAGAACAAACAGGUUAUCAUCGUGGUUUAAUACCCGAAAUGUUAAUGGGUGCAACAGAUAUUUAUGAUGGAGAAUUAAUGUUUCUAGUUAAAUGGAAAGGUAUUGCUAAACCAGAACUAGUUCCAUCACGUAUUGUGAAUAAACAAUCAGCACAACUUGUUAUUAAAUUUUAUGAAGAUCGUUUAACAUGGAAUUCAACGAAUGCAUCAAAUAAUACGAAUAAAAAAGUUUAA
Messenger RNA from Rotaria sp. Silwood1, 603 nucleotides. The record is from the annotation of a GenBank genome assembly. Lineage: Eukaryota; Metazoa; Rotifera; Eurotatoria; Philodinida; Philodinidae.